CGACUCCUCUCGUGGCCUGGCCGGCCUGGGCUCGGGGGCACCGGGCUCUGGGUGCGCGGACCGGGCUAGGCUGCUUGAAGGUGGGUGGGCUGGCCGCACCGCCUCGCCCUGCCUCAGUUUCCCCUUUCUGAGACCUCUCGACCUGUGUGAGCAGAGCCGUCCUGCGCCACCAUGUGCAUCAUCUUCUUUAAGUUUGAUCCUCGCCCUGUUUCCAAAAAUGCAUACAGGCUCAUCUUGGCAGCCAACAGGGACGAAUUCUACAGCCGACCCUCCAAGUUAGCUGACUUCUGGGGGAACAACAACGAGAUCCUCAGUGGGCUGGACAUGGAGGAAGGCAAGGAAGGAGGCACAUGGCUGGGCAUCAGCACAUGUGGCAAGCUGGCAGCGCUCACCAACUACCUGCAGCCGCAGCUGGACCGGCAGGCCCGAGGGCGAGGUGAACUUGUCACUCACUUUCUGACCACUGACGUGGACAGCUUGUCCUACCUGAAGAAGGUCUCUAUGGAGGGCCAUCUGUACAAUGGCUUCAACCUCAUAGCAGCCGACCUGAGCACAGCAAAGGGAGACGUCAUUUGCUACUAUGGGAACCGAGGGGAGCCUGAGCCCAUCAUUUUGACGCCAGGCACCUACGGGCUGAGCAACGCGCUGCUGGAGACGCCCUGGAGGAAACUGUGCUUUGGGAAGCAGCUCUUCCUGGAGGCUGUGGAACGGAGCCAGGCACUGCCCAAGGAUGUGCUCAUUGCCAACCUCCUGGAUGUGCUCAACAAUGAAGAGGCGCAGCUGCCAGACCCAGCCAUCGAGGACCAGGGCAGGGAGUACGUGCAGCCCGUGCUGAGCAAGUAUGCAGCUGUGUGCGUGCGCUGCCCUGGCUACGGCACCAGAACCAACACCAUCAUCCUGGUAGAUCCGGACGGCCACGUGACCUUCACUGAGCGUAGCAUGAUGGACAAGGACCUCUCCCGCUGGGAGACCAGAACCUACGAGUUCACACUACAGAACUAACACCACCUCUGGGCGUGGCCAGUGGGCUCCUGGGGGGCCCUGCCUUGAGGGAAACCUUCCUUGGCCAUACUGCAUUGCACUGCCCGUGGCUUGGCCAGCAUCCCCUGGAUCAGGACCCUAUGGUUUGCGUGUUACCUGUCUGUGUCCCCAUGCCCAGCUCAGGGUCUGCCUUUAUGCCAGUGGGGAGCAGCAGAGUCUGACACCAGGUCUAGGACUGGCGCAGGUACACCAUGAACAUGUGGACACACCUGAGCCCACUCUUGCACAUGUACACAGGCACACACACGGCACACCCAUACACUCCUGCACGUGCACAAGCACACACACGCAAGGCAUAUAUACACGGACACCAACAUAGGCACAUGCACAUGUACAUGCAUAGGUUUACUACACAUGUGCACACAUGCACAGUUGCACAGACAUGCACACACACGAUGCCAGACAAGGCAGAAAGGCAACUCUCACUUCUCAUGUGCUUCUGGCCAGUGGGCCUUUGUUCUAGUCCGAUGACAGGAGUAGGCUUGUAUUUAAAAGCGGCCCCUCCUCUCCUGUGACCACAAAGCACAAGGUGUGCUUGAAUUCUUGACAAGCAGGCCUGCUUCUGCAGAGGAGACAGCCACAUUUGGAAUUGGGCACAAAGAAGACCUGAGAAAAACCCACUCUCUUUUUUUUGAGAUGGAGUCUUGCUCUAUUGCCCAGGCUGGAGUGCAGUGGCAUGAUCUCAGCUCACUGCAACCUCCACCUCCCAGGUUCAAGCGAUUCUCCUGCCUCAGCCUCCUGAGUAGCUGGGAUUACAGGCAUGUGCCACCACGCCCAGCUAAUUUUUGUAUUUUUAGUAGAGACAGGGUUUCACCAGGUUGGUCAGGCUGGUCUUGAACUCCUGAUAUGGUGAUCCACCUGCCUCGGCCUCCCUAAGUGCUGGGAUUACAGGCGUGAGCCACCACGCCUGGCCGAAAAACCCACUCUUAUAACAGCAGUGCAGACUCAUUGCCAGAUUCAGUGCCCCUGAGUGUGCCAGGGUCCUUUGUGUUUGGGACAAUCCUGUGUGUGCCAGGAGGCUCCGUGUGCACCAGGGGCUCUCAGAUUCCCGCUUACCCAGCUGGAGGCCAUGGCCCUGGCAGCCCCAUCUCAGCCAGCCCUGCUCUCUCCCUCCUCCCACCAGGUGGGGCAAUCUUCAUAGGAACCUGUACCCGAAUGUGAGCUGCUGAUAAUAAAACUCUGAGGCUUUGGUGAGCGCAUUUCGAGGCCUUUCCCUUGUGUGCAGGGUGCCAGUGGGAGCUGUUGCGUCUCCCAUGCAGCCAGACACUCUGGACAAGGCCCUUCCCACCUCCCCCUUUCCUCACGGCUUCUUCAGUGCCACUUGUGGAUGCCUGCGGGUCAGCCCAUCUGUCCUUGGGCACAGGCUGCCGUGAGAGACCCCAUGUGCGUGGGAUGUGGUAGAUGCCGGUUAUGGGGCCAGUCACCCAUACAGGUCCAUCGGGUCGCUGUGGAGGCCCCACUGGAGGGGGAGGCAGGCUGGCCUGGACUUCUGUUGGAUGGUGGGGGCCAGGGGAUGGUAGGAAGGGCAGGAGAGCAGGUCUGCAUCUGUCUCAGCCCCAGGAGCUCCUGGUUUGGGGCCAGCUCUAAGGAGCUUGCAUACCUGGGCCUGGCCGACUGUAAGGGGGUCCUGAAUAUCCAAUGCUGAGACGCAGACUUUUUAAAGCCUCUGGGCUUCCUGGCCUGAUUGUGACAUGAUGCAAGUCCACCUAGGGAGGAGCAGGGACCUCCCCGUCCCUUCCCUUUCCUGCCAGGACUACUCUGCUGGGCUUGGAGCCCUCCAUGGCUCAUUUUGAACUCAGAAGAGUUUCCCAGCUGCGAUCCAGGCUACACCCUCAGGCCUGAGGAGAAACUGAGGCCUCAAGUCCCAUACGUGUCCUCUGAGUCAGGACAACUGGCUCCCGGCUGGGGGCACUGCCCUUGCUGCUAACACAUUCACCUGCCCCAGUGGCCACCGUGUCCUGUGCUGGCGACCAGCACCAGCACCCAACCUGGAUGGCAUCCUGCCCUCAUGAAGAGCCCCCCGGAUGUUUACCUCUGCCCAGAGACCUGGCCUGCCCAGGAAGAGCAGUCUCUGCUCUUGCAUGGGUCCCUCUGCCCCCACCCUGCCCAGGGCUCCCCAGUAGCCUGAGCCCCUAAGGAAGCACAGCCCUCAAUGGUGAUUCUAUUGGUGUUAUGAGUGGUGUCCCCCAAAAAGAUAUAUCAGUGUCCUGACCCACAGUACCUCAGAAUGUGACUGCAUUUGGAGAUAGAGUUUUUCUGGGGAUAACCAAGGUGGAAUGAGGUCAUUAGUGUGGGCCCUAAUCCAACACGACGGCUAUCCUUAUAAAAAGGGGAAGACUUAGGCUGGGUACAGUGGCUCAUGCCUAUAAUCCCAGCACUUUGGGAGGCUGAGGCAGGAGGAUCGCUUGAGCUCAAGAGUUUGAGACCAGCCUGGGGCAACAUGUCGAAACGCUGUUUCUACCAAAAAAAAA
Molecule: messenger RNA, 3512 nt
Organism: Rhinopithecus roxellana (golden snub-nosed monkey)
Lineage: Eukaryota; Metazoa; Chordata; Mammalia; Primates; Cercopithecidae
Gene: TANGO2
Product: transport and golgi organization 2 homolog
Exons: 9
Coding region: 172-1002 (276 amino acids)
Biological process (GO): protein secretion; Golgi organization
Cellular component (GO): Golgi apparatus
Source: RefSeq, a predicted model, not a curated record